Quercus robur (English oak) is the source of this 1685-nucleotide messenger RNA. Its product is annotated as cation/H(+) antiporter 17-like. The transcript is spliced from 4 exons. Gene Ontology annotation, cellular component: endomembrane system. The coding region runs from base 1080 to 1406 and encodes 108 amino acids. The record is from RefSeq and is a predicted model, not a curated record. NCBI's taxonomy places the organism in Eukaryota, Viridiplantae, Streptophyta, Magnoliopsida, Fagales, Fagaceae. Gene Ontology annotation, biological process: regulation of pH.
UACUCAUGACUUUUCAGUUUUAUCACAAGGGUAGUUUAGUUUUAGUCAUUUAAUGUCAUGAACAUGAUCUGUUUGUGUAAAGUACCAUAAUGUUUUGGGGAACAUGUUGGCUUUGUGGCUAAUUAGAGAUAGCACAAUAAAAUGGGAAUAUGGAAAAUUAGAUAUGGUUUAGCAUUAAGCCAAUAUAGCCCAUUAGAUAAGUAAAAAUUGUAAUGGGGAUUUAGUCACAGGAUUCCCAAAGGAAGAGGCUAUUGGGAAGAUCCUUAGACUAGUAGCUAUUCACUGGAAAUUUUAAUAUAGUUUCACCCAAUAAAUUAACUUUCUUAUAAUAAUGAAUGAAAUACAUUCCAAAAAGUCAAAAACAAAUUAAUUUCCCAACGUGUAAUAUAUAAUAGGUUGAGCCACUUGACAGUUGACACAAACACAAUAGGUUAGAUGUAAAUUUUAUUUAUUGUAAUAAUAAUAUUUGAAAUGUUUGGUCAUAAAGCUUUAUUUGGAGUUGGUUUUUUAAAUUUUGUUAAAACUUAAGUAAUAGAAUUCUAAUUGAAAUAAAUCUGUCUUAAUAAUAAUAAAAAAGAUACCAUUUGAUAUUUUAUUUUUUGAAGGCAAUACUAGUUGAUAUUUUGAUUAUAGAGUUUUAUUUAUUUUAUUUAAACACAAUAUAACCAUUGCUUAAGUCACUAGUUGCAACAUGUAUGACAGAGCAUGAGCCAUUUGUGCUGUGUCCGAGUUUGACUCUAAGAUGUGUUGGUGGGGCCUAGGAUAUAUCUGUACGCGCAUAAACCGAUGAAGGAGUUGACAAAGUUCAUGCUAUAAGAAUUCUUCUUCCUUAUUUCUCGCAGCGUUUACUCUGUAUAUAAGUUAUAAAAAUGCCACCGAAGCCUUAACUCACACUACUACUUUUAUGUUCUCUGACUUCACAGUACACAAAAUACAAAAGCAAAACUUUUGGCUCUUCAAAUACCUCUGCUCCGCUCAACUUAAAAGCGCUGGUUUGAAUCUGAUCCUUUGUGUCAGCGAGUUUUGGCCAUAGCCAGGCUUUGAAGUAAACUAACUUUUGUAGACUCUGCUAAAGCAAAAUGGUUUCCAACGCUACAGCUGGACUAACAUGUCCAUCCCCAAUGAAACCUACCUCAAAUGGCAUAUUUCAGGGAGAUGAUCCUCUUCAAUUUUCACUGCCUCUUGCCAUUUUGCAGAUAUGCCUUGUAGUUGUAGUUACAAGGGGUCAGGCUUUCAUCCUAAAGCCAUUAAGACAGCCACGAGUUAUUGCAGAGAUCAUUGCCGAAGGUUUCAUUGGCACUUUUCUUCAAUUACAACACCUCAUUGGGACCGCCUUAUCGGGUUUUGGUAGAUACCAACUUCAUCAAUUUCUCUCCAGAAUAAACUGGACUUGGAGAAGGGAAUGAUGGACUUCCUAUAUGCAAAAUGUGAGUUUAGAAUCAUUGGUUUCUUCAAUUUAAUGUGAAUAUUAAUUUGCUGCAAGAAUUGUUGUGCCGUGUUGAUGAGGUAUCCUAAGUUCAACAUAGUUGUUAAUGUGGUUUUAUAACAAGCAUUGAGUGCCAUUUAUCAUUGGCAAACACUUAAAUAUGUGUUGGUUGCUUAAUGAUAUUUAUCAAAAUAUUACUCUUGGUUGUGUGGAUGUCCAUAAGAAUGCUUAAGGAAUAAAAUGAGGAACUUUUUUUAAA